AUGAUUAAGGCUGCUCUGCCUCCCUUCCUUUUAAAGCGCUUCCUCUUCCAUGUCUGCUUCCCUCACAUCCAGUCACUCUACAGAAGGAAGAAAAUAUCCAUCCAGGUCACGGGCGUCCCCGACAAGGACGACCUGCCUCCCCUCUACCGGGGCGCGCCUCAGGGACCCCCGAGUCCGGCUCCGCGCGUCUCAGCACCAAACUUUCUCCUGGAACGAAACCUCUUUCGAGCCACAUGGGGUGGGGAGGGGAAAGCGGCCCAGACAGCGCCGCCCCGCCCGGCCCCACCCACCCCGCGCCCAGCCUGGGCUUCACAAAGCCGCGGGGUCGGCGCUGCGCCGCCCCAGGGCGAGGGGGCGAGCCCCGCGCGGUACCUUCAGGAAGAGGUCGGGACACCGGCGCCUGAGGAGACCCGCCGCAUCGCCCGGACGCCGCCGCCGCUGCCGCCGCGGAAGGCUGUGCCGCUGCGCCGAGACCCUGAGCCGGCGGGGGCCCUGCGCCGCCGCCGCCGCCGCCGCCACCCGUGCUCCUCGCGCCGCGCCGCGCUCGCUGCGCCCGGGCUUCGCUGCCCGGCGACCGCCACUGUCAAGCGGAGCCCCGCCCCCUGCGCGCCCGGCAAGCGGCCCUCGGGACGCGCGGCCGCCCGGAUUGGCUGCCGGGCCACUGGCUCCGCCCCCUCCCCACGGCCGCGCCCCUCCCCACGGCCGCGCCCCUCCCCGCGCCCGUGGCGCGCGUUGCUGCCGGCUCUCUCCCGGGGGCGCCGCGGAGGGUGCGGUCCCGAGCUGGGCGAGGCUUCCUGCGGGCGCGGAGCGCUCGAGAGUCUCCGCUCCUGUGCUCUGCAGUUUCUCCUUGGCCCGCUCAGGAGUAGACACCCACAAAGGGCAGAAAAAGAGAAAACGUUUUCUCUAGGGCCCUUCGCGGGGAAGGCAGCGGCUGCAGCAGUUCUGGUGUGA
This is a messenger RNA of Rangifer tarandus platyrhynchus (Svalbard reindeer), 951 nucleotides long. The record is from the annotation of a GenBank genome assembly. Lineage: Eukaryota; Metazoa; Chordata; Mammalia; Artiodactyla; Cervidae.